GCGACGGCUGACAUUGAAUCCAGUUAGGACAGAUAUCUAUGGCGCGGAUGACGACGAUCAAACGGGCCGCCACGCUGCUCACGGUGGCGGUGUUCGUCCUGGCUGCGGCGGAGGCGUCGUUCGACUACGGCGGCGCGUUCGACAAGUCCCUGCAGUUCCUGGAGGCGCAGCGGUCCGGGAAGCUCCCCGCCGACCGCCGACCGCACUGGCGCGGCGACUCCGCCCUCACCGACGGCUUCUCCCAGGGGGUGGACUUGGUGGGCGGGUACUACGACUCGGGCGACCACGUGAAGUUCGGGUUCCCGAUGGCCUACGCGGUGACGAUGCUGUCGUGGGGCGUGCUGGAGUUCGAGAAGGAGAUGGCCGCCGCCAACAACCUCAACCGGGCCCUCGACGCCAUCCGCUGGGGCGCCGACUACUUCCUCAAGGCCCACUCCGAACCCAACUCCCUCUGGGUCCAGGUGGGCGACGGGGAGAGCGACCACCUGUGCUGGGAGCGUGCGGAGGACAUGUCGACCCCGCGCACGGCCUUCAAGAUCGACGCGGCGCACCCGGGGUCCGACGUGGCCGCGGAGACGUCCGCGGCGCUCGCGGCCGCCUCCAAGGCGAUCCGGCCCUACGACUCCGGGUACGCGAACCUCCUCAUCAUGCACGCCAAGCAGCUCUUCGCCUUCGCCGACACGUUCCGGGGCCGGUACGACGACGCCGUCCCGGGCGCCAAGAAGUUCUACCCGUCGGCGUCCGGGUACCAGGACGAGCUGCUCUGGGCCGCCGCCUGGCUCUACGAGGCCACGGGCCACGAGGCCCACCUGCGGUACGUGGCCCAGAACGCCGACGCCCUCGGCGGGACGGGGUGGGCCGUGCGCGAGUUCUCCUGGGACAACAAGUACGCGGGCCUCCAGGUGCUGCUCUCCAAGCUGCUUUUCACCGGCGGCGGCGGCGCCAAUGGGUUGUCCGACGAUUACGAUGACACGUUGCGCCAGCUCAAUGCCAAGGCGGAGUUCUUCCUGUGCGCGUGCUUGCAGAAGAAUGGUGGGAACAACGUGAGGACCACGCCGGCGGGGCUUUUGUACGUGGCGGACUGGAACAACAUGCAGUACGUGACAUCCUCCGCGUUCCUCCUUGCUGUCUACGCCGACUACCUCGCCGUCUCGGGGCGUCAGCUCAAGUGCCCUGACGGCGAGGUGUCGCCGUCGGAGAUGAUCCGCUUCGUGAGGCGCCAGGUGGACUACGUCCUCGGCGACAACCCGGCGUCCAUGAGCUACAUGGUCGGGUAUGGGGAGAACUUUCCGAGGCGCGUGCACCAUCGCGGCGCGUCCAUCCCGGCCGUUGGUUCCGUCAACGGCAUCGUCGGCUGCAUGGACGGCUUCGACAGGUUCUACAACACGAAGGAAGCCGACCCUAACGUGCUCUACGGCGCACUCGUCGGAGGGCCCGAUGCCAACGAUGCCUUCGUCGAUGACCGCUGCAACUACCAGCGCGCCGAGCCCACCAUCGCCACCGCCGCCCCCAUCGUCGGCGUCUUCGCUCGCCUCGCCGCCGAACCCGCCACCGCCUCCGGUGAUGGCUCGAGUAGCUACCAUCCUGCGGUGGAAGCGCCGCUAGAGUUCGUGCACACGGUGACCGCCACGUGGAAGGGCAGCAACGGCGAGGACGAGUACCGGCACGAGGUGACGGCGAAGAACACGUGCGGGCAGACCAUAACCUACGUGAAGCUGCACGUGAAGGGGCUCUCGGGCCCGAUCUACGGCGUCUCCGCCAGCGCACAGGGCAAGGACAUGUACGAGUGGGUCGGCCGGCUCGGCGCCGGCGAGAAGCUCACCGUCGUGUACGUCCAGGGCGGGCCUCCGGCCAAGAUCGUCGUCGCUGACUACAAGACGGGCUGAUCAAUGAGAUCGAUCGAAUCACGCGAAACAUGAGUUGUCACCUUCUUUAUUUCUUUCUUUCUUUUUUUUAUGAUUUUUGCCUUGGCCCUGCUGUUUUUCUCUUGCUCUGUUUUGUGUUAUCUGAGGUUGGACUUGGUAAGAAACAUCGAUGAAUUAUAGCUCGGGUUAAUAUCAAUUGUGUCCUUAUUUGAUUGUUGAAUAUGUACUUUUUGCACAAA
Messenger RNA from Brachypodium distachyon (stiff brome), 2104 nucleotides. RefSeq names its product endoglucanase 13. Lineage: Eukaryota; Viridiplantae; Streptophyta; Magnoliopsida; Poales; Poaceae. Bases 39 to 1886 code for a protein of 615 amino acids. Gene Ontology annotation, molecular function: hydrolase activity, hydrolyzing O-glycosyl compounds; carbohydrate binding. Gene Ontology annotation, biological process: carbohydrate metabolic process. The transcript has 4 exons. The record is from RefSeq and is a predicted model, not a curated record.